UUCUGAGAAAAGCUCACCGCAUCGCGUCUAGCCAUGCGCUCAAUUGCCAUUUCCGAAAUUACAGUACGACAGCGACGACAGAACGACAGCCUCCGACACCCGCGGGGAAGAAGGAUAGCCACCAAGCGGACGGUCUAUUGCUGCCGUAGAGAACGUACAUAUUGCUGGCCGACCGCGCUUACAACUGCACUCAAAGGCCUUUACAACCCUGCAUCAGAAGGAACCUCAGGGCUUGCCCUCAACCCAGCAGAAACGAGUGUCUUAUGCAUAGCCCAUGACUGAAUGGAUGAAACACGGACAAUGGGUAUGGCGGCGACGGUGGAACCGAUGCCGGUCCCCGUCGCCUCCCUCGAGGCGGCGGUGCAUAUCGGCACCAAGGAAUUCAUAAAGGGGUUCGUCGCCGGACAAAUGACCCUUGGGGUACUCAUAUUCUUCUUGAUAAAGGUGUUUUUUUUCCGGAGCGGGGAGGAGACGCGGAUAGAUCUCUCGCGGAAACGAAACGUGAGACGACCGUAUGAACCAAAGAUUCGAGUCCCGUUGCCAGCGCACGCAACCGAAUCGCAAAUCCUCUCCAAAACACUCUACAACAUCCAAACCCAUCCCGUUGAAUCAUGCGACUGGCUCAAUGUCCUCAUAGCGCAAACGAUAACCAAGUACCGCAACGACAGCGGGUUCAACAAUCGCAUCGUGCAUGUCCUGGACGAGGUCCUCAAUGGGCAUACGAAACCGGGGUUCCUGGGCCCCAUACACAUCACUGACUUUUCCCUGGGAGACGAUUUCCCACUGAUGAAAGGCGCAAGUGUGCGGUACGCUGAGGAGACGGGCAAUUUGCAGACAAGCGUGGUUUUUCAGUUUGAUGACCAGGUGACGCUGGGUAUCGAGACCCAGGUGCUUGUCAAUUGGCCAAAGCCGUGUAUUGCGGCUUUGCCGGUUGCGUUGUCGCUUUCUGUGGUUAAAUUUUCGGGGACUGUCGCCGUCGAAUUCGUCACCCACCCCGACACGCCCGAAACCUACCUCUCCAUCUCGAUCCUCGACGACUUCAUCCUCGACUUUGAAGUCCGCUCCCUCCUGGGCCACCGCACAAAAGUGAAGGAUCUUCCCAAGCUCGCCUCGCUGAUAACCUCGAAAUUGCGCGCCGUGUUUGAGGAGGAGAUCGUGUGGCCAAGUUUCAAACGGUGUAGGAUCCCCAUGCUGUGGGGAGAUGCCCAGGAAGACGCGGUGAGGGAGGAAUUGGAGGAUUUGGUAGAGGAGAUUAAACAUGCUUAGAUUGUUGCGGCUCUAUAUAUUAUUUUGAUGGCGGCCAUAGGAAUGUGAUCGUGGGUAUAUGUAUACGAGGGCCUUGUAUCUAAGUUAAAGCCCUUGCAUAGACGCCGUUGAGAGUUCUAGCUAUGAUGACCACUAGCCUGGUGAUGCAGGACAAUCAUCCUCCCCAAGCGAAGGUAUCUAACCAAAAAGCGAGACUAGCCAAUGGGCACC
Fimicolochytrium jonesii is the source of this 1476-nucleotide messenger RNA. RefSeq lists its product as uncharacterized. Bases 283 to 1266 code for a protein of 327 amino acids. Lineage: Eukaryota; Fungi; Chytridiomycota; Chytridiomycetes; Spizellomycetales; Powellomycetaceae. The transcript is spliced from 5 exons. Gene Ontology annotation, biological process: phospholipid transport; mitochondrion organization. Gene Ontology annotation, cellular component: endoplasmic reticulum; ERMES complex. The record is from RefSeq and is a predicted model, not a curated record. Gene Ontology annotation, molecular function: lipid binding.